UUUUGUGUAUGAUUUUGUUUAUUAAAAGAUAUUUUGAGCCAAAAGUGAGGGGGCCAUUGUCCCCCUGGCCACUGUGCUUCCGGCGCCUAUGCCAUCUGGCCCACAGUCUUUAAAGUGAAAAGGGAAAAAAAAAGAUGAAAAUUUACAUAUAUAAAUUUAGUUGCCACUUUUAUCCCAAAUGACUUGUAAGUCCGGCAUUACAGAUAAGCAAUAGUGUGAUACGAGUAUGUUGAAAUGAGGAAGUUGUGUGGAUGGUAGGAGUUUAUGUGUUAGUCCAGAAUAGAGCUCCUUCCUUCAGCCACAUGAUGAGAGAGGGAAAGAGGAAGUGAGAGUAGGCCUCCUUGUUGUUCUAGACCACCACUCUCAGUUCCCCUGAAGCUGUUCUGUUGCCCGGACGCCUCAUCUGAGGGCUAAGAUAUCCAUCCUGAAACACCAUGAAAGGAACCACUCUUACAUAUUUUCUUUUAUUCACUACUGGUCUUCAGGCUAUAGUUAUAAACUACCAUGCUAAGGAGGUUUGUUCACUCAAAGGGUCCACAGUGGUUCUUAAGUGCUCGUAUGAUAUUCCUACUGGUGACAGUUUCAUAGCAGGGUUUUGGUAUAAAAAUGAUUCGAAAAUACCAAUACAAUUGAAUGUCCCAAAUGUAAAUCGUUUUGUGUACAAUUCACACACUUGUGUGCUGAGGAUAGCCAACCUGACACUACACGACUCAGGUUAUUAUGAAUAUAAAAUCACAACAAAAACAUCCACAUCAAGCCUGAGGGACUCUAGUAGAGUCAAUGUCCAUGUUGCGGAUGCUCCACGUAAGGACUGUUGGGGAGUGUCCUACUCGUCCACCAGCUUCUGUGUCUUGAUGGGCUCAACGGUGGACAUUCCCUGCACAUACGGAUUCCCCACAGACCAGACAGUCACCACAACACUCUGGUACAGAGAGGAUAAGAGGCGUAAGGUGCUUAUAGACCUGCGUCUGGAGAAAGACUAUGAGGGCAGAGUGGAACAUCUCAGUACUGAGGAGCAUAAUUGCACUCUGAGAAUCAGAGACGUGGGAGCAACUGAUUCAGGACAAUAUCGAUUCAGAUACGUGACAAACACAACAGGAGGGGCCUUCUCUGGUGGACUAGUAACUAUCUCUGUCACAGAUCUACAGGUGUCAAUGGCUGCUGGUACAUUAACUGAGGGAGGCAAUGUGACACUGACCUGUGACACCAGCUGCAAACUAAAGGCCGUCACCCCCUUCAUCUGGUACAAGAACACACGGCCAACCAGACACAGAGCCAUCAACAGCACCCUCCACCUAAACCCAGUCAGCAGUGAGGAUGCAGGCAGCUACUCCUGUGCUGUUAGAGGACAUGAACAACAUCGAUCACCUGAGGCUGCUUUAGAUGUCAGAUAUGCACCGAGGAACACUGCUGUGCUUGCUGCUCCCCAUGGUGACAGAGCAGUGGGCGAAUCGCUGUCUCUGACCUGCACCAGUGAUGCUAAUCCACCUGUGCACAACUACACUUGGCACAGGAAGGUUGGUGAUGAACUCAAAUUGAUAGGAGCAGGCCAGAGUUACGUUGUCGCUAACAUCAGCUAUGAGACCAGUGGACUCUACUACUGUGUUGCACAGAAUAAUGUUGGUGAACAGCACUCGGCUGCUGUGUCAGUGCCAAUAGCAGGGCAAGGCUCUGCUAAGGGUGCAGCUAUCGGGAUUCUUAUAGUAGUACCACUCCUACUGAUCCCAGGCCUUCUGUGGCUGAGAAAACAAAAGUCUAGGAAUCCUGCCUCGAAAGGGAACACAACAAUUUCUGUACAACAGACAGACCCAAGUCCGGUAUAUGACGACGUAGCUGCAGUAGCAGUGGCCUCUGAUCUCGCAUGGAGACGAAAAACGGAAGCGCACAAUGACGUUCAGUACGCCAGCGUUCAGUUCAAAAGCUCGAAGGAAGCUAAGAUGGCACCCUACGCUAGUGUUGAGCACCCCCAAACCCAAACAGCACAGGAGGAUGUUCAGUACGCUUUACUGAAUUUCUCCAGACCAAAGGACACUCCUCCAGCUGAAGUGGAUCCUGUGAUCUACAAUACAGUGACCAAACCCCCCAGGACACGAAUACAUUGAGCAUCACUUCCCAUCAAGAACAAAGAUGAAUGUUAUUUUUCAAGGAUAUAUUUGCUGAAACCUUUGUUAUUAACAAGAAUGGAAUGUAUAUUCCUGUGUUCUUAUUUCAUCCUGGCAUGCGUAUAAUAAAUAUUCACUUAUGUGCCACCAGUCUUUAUGUGUCCAAGCCAAAAGCUGGUGCUCGCUGGUAUGCAGAGGUGGAAAGUAACAAAUUACAUUUACUCACGUUACUGUAUUGAGUAAAGACUAAUGACAACCAAAAGGAAGGGAAAAGAUUGUGCCCGGAACCACUACAGUGACAAUGAUCAGCAUGUAGCCUACUACAAUAUACACUGUAAAAAAUCAAACUAGGGAAAUAGUGGCCACAACUUGAAAAACUAAUUAAGAAAGAACAUUCUUACAAGUGACCGUUGUCUUAACUUGCAAUCGUGUGUUAUAUGACUGUUUUUUAUUAACAUUAGGAGAACUUGAGUGGUAAAGUUUGGAGAAAUUCAAAAUGUAAGUUAAUCGCAGGGCAAAGUUCAGCCAACUUUUUGAGAACGAGACCACGCAUGCGCAGUCGGAUUCCACCGUUAAUGGAGAGGAGAGGCGCGCGAGGCACAACGACUUUGACAUCGGACAUUUCCAUGCACAGAAAGACCGUGGCACUCCGAGGGCUUCCAUUGUUCCUGAAAGACUACGGAGCAGAGAAGAUUCUAACAACAUGCUUGAACACUGAUCCAGAAGCAGACUACACAAAAGGUGUGAAGAUGGCCAUCAUGACUGUGAUUGAAGAUGAUGUAGGGGCCUCCGCUUCCCCACCACACAUUGAAGAUUAUGCCAUCAUACUAGAGGAGAUUGUGGUAAUGCACAACAUCUGUGAUUUGCCAAAUGCAUUUGCACUUUUUUUUGGCCUCUUGUACGCUCUCAAUUUUCAGUACCCUAAAGAGUUGAAAUACACAUGUGAGGUGAUUCAGAAAGUUUUCCUUGGACUUGGUGAUGUUUGCUCAGCUAGAGUUCAGGCUUUCAAAAAUAAACUCUUGCAGUAAACAACAUGCUUACACACUGUUUAAUGGCAAUGUUUUGCAAUACCUGUUUGACAGCCACAAGUAACAUUUGCUUUGAGUGGGAAUCCUAAGUUUAUUGUAUGGAUGUUAAACCAGCAGAACAUGUGCCGUACUUUGAGUAUUUUAUUUUUCAAGUAGUUUGUCUGAAUGACUUGUGAUUUACAUUUCAAAGAAACUUUUGAGAGUUUGAAUGUUUAUUUUUUCUGUGCAAUCAAUAACUUUUGCUAACUUCAGAUACAAAGCAGCAGAAGAACCUUUAAAUGCUUUUUGUGGUACAUUUGACUGUUCCCUAUUGUUCAGAUGGUCUGUCUGAAUUACCUUUUUUCAUAUUUGUCUUUGGCUACAUUAUGUUGCUACAUAAUAUUUGAAAUAUGGUGUAACUUCUAUUACAAACCAGCAGAGGAACCUUUCAGUGCUAUUUGUGGUACUUUUGACCGUUCUGUAUAAAUGGUCUGUCUGAAUGACCUUUUCUUUUUUUGAUAGUUCAUUGUUGACUACGUGCAUAACUUACAAAAGAUGCAAAUAACUCAUGUUUUCACUUUCACACUGAAAACUUUCAAUAAAACCCAGAUUAUUUGCACAAAAA
Molecule: messenger RNA, 3734 nt
Organism: Alosa sapidissima (American shad)
Lineage: Eukaryota; Metazoa; Chordata; Actinopteri; Clupeiformes; Clupeidae
Product: sialoadhesin-like
Exons: 12
Coding region: 435-2102 (555 amino acids)
Source: RefSeq, a predicted model, not a curated record